Suillus subalutaceus is the source of this 3334-nucleotide messenger RNA. RefSeq lists its product as uncharacterized. The transcript is spliced from 7 exons. The coding region runs from base 148 to 3147 and encodes 999 amino acids. The record is from RefSeq and is a predicted model, not a curated record. Lineage: Eukaryota; Fungi; Basidiomycota; Agaricomycetes; Boletales; Suillaceae.
CUGGGACCAUGACAGUGCUUGCCAUGUUGAGCAGCCUGUGUGUGCGUGUUAUUAUGAAACGGCCUGGCUCCCUCCUGGUCACUUGUUCCGCGUCUGAGUCACGGUUUGCAAUGCCCACUGUUGCGUCGGCGCCCUCUCGAGUCCUCAAUGCACACACCAACAGUGGCCUGGACUAGCACAACUGUGGAAUCUACAAACCCGGCACCGAUGAGGCGCAGCUUCGGUACGACUGUCGCUGGUCCAAGGAGAAUGGACGCAGGUAGCCUGCCUGUUCUCAGUCAUGAUCAAUCAUACCGCGCCGAUGCAGCACAACAUUACUUCUCUCUUUCUCAUGACCACCCAACUGUUCAGCGACGUCAGUCAGCCAAGCAGCUCAUCGACAGAUACGAGUCCAUUUCGAGGGUGGAACCGUCAACUGCUCGUAGGCCACCAAGCGCAGCCCGUUUUCAUGGUGUAUCAUUGUCUCGCUCCGUUGGCAAGGGCAAGAGAAGGUCUCUGAGUGCCUCGCUGCGUAAUUUCCUGUCCGUCUUCCAGAAGGGGAGGAAAGGAAAGGACGGAGAUGACCAGGAAGAAGACAUCCCUAUAGUUGUGGUCGAUGCACCGAGCAUGGCUCAGAUCCCUUCAAUAUACACCGAGAGCGCUCCCCUCCCUCAUGAUACAGGUACCGUGGUCCUGUCAGCUGGUAAAGUCUCUACACUCCACUCUGGUGCGCUGUUAUAUCUUUCCAUGCCAUCAUCUUCCACUACUUCGACUAUCCUGCCCGUCUGGACGUCCUGCGAUGUCACCUUGCAUACCCUGCAUAUAGUCAUAACAUGGUAUACUAUUUACGGCAAUCCUUCGACUCAUGUCCUUUCACUAGACGGUUGCACUGAUGUCCGUUCUAUUUCUCUGAACCGACUGGAUCUUGAUGAGAAGGCUCUUCUUCCGACCCAAACAGACCAGUCGGAGCCGAAGGUGUUCGAGCUUCUGUUCGAGGGUCGUCGAAGAGAGAAAUUUGCGGCAUCGUCGAGUCAAGAACGGGCACGAUGGGUCAGCGCCAUAUGGGAUACAUUACUUCAAAGACAGUCUCAGGGAACAACACGGGUACAGGCGUUAACGAUACAGACCAAUUUGCAGCGUAAAGGUCAAGACUAUUUGCAGCCUCCGUCAGCAUCAGAGUAUACUUCCUCCGAAUACACUUCGUCUAGUGGUGUUGAAUCCGAGACCUCGCUGACGACGGAGCAGUCUCUUCCUCCGACGCCGAGCAGUAAAUCACCACUGUCUACUCAGUCUCCGGCUCGUUUCAGUCUACACGACUCGUCACAGAAUCGUUCACCCCUGUCUACUCAGUCUCCGGCUCGUUUCAGUCUACACGACUCACUACAGAAUCGUUCUCCCAUGUCUCUCUUGCCUCCACGACCUCCGUCACAAAUAUCACCACGGAGCCCUGGUCCUAAAAGUCCCUCCAUUGCCAAGCUCGGAAACCUUUCCGUCGUCACACAACGGUUGGCGCAGAUUGAUCAAACGAGUUCGCCAGGAUCAGCGAGUAGUGACACUAUCUUGCCGCACUUACGGGGUGCUCAGAUCCGGUCUACGCGUGCUCGUCGUGCGUUUGCGGAAAUCCAUAAGAUCAAAGACGAAGGCUUUUCGAGCGACUCGCCGUUGAGCAGUGGUGGACCCAGCCCGCAACCGAGAUCGCCGGCAUCGAUCGAAACAUACUCUUCGCGGUCAAGGAGUGCUUUCGCUCGUAGUGGGACGUCUCUAACACUUGCUCCGACUCUUCCUGAGACCCCGCGAGUUAUCGGGGAUGGUUUACCGGUCCGAUCUCCUUCACAAUCUACAGUAGACAAGCCUGGUAGUCUGCAGGUGGUGCCCAUUACGGACUUGAUCAAAGAGGGCGCAGCAAUGACUUUAGAUCAAACGACAGGUAUCAGCGAACAAAUAGCUACGUUAAAACGCGAUAUUCAGCACCUCCCCAAUGAGCUGGCACCCUUGUUGGCCGACGCCACACGUCAGUCUUCUACUGAGGCUAAGGAGGCUAUUAUUUCUACGAUACAAGCCUUGGUUGCCAGGGUAGAGGAGAUUCAGCAACAGGGCUCCUCCAGUACUGUCCAAUUACAGGGAAACUCCAUUAUGAAGAUCCUGGACGUCAUGCAAACGCAGUUAAAGUUGAGUCUUCCUCGUGUUCUCGAAAAACUCGAUGCGAUCCAUGACAAUCAAGAGCGAGAGAUGUCGACGUCACGCGCGAGCAUCACCAUGAACAAUCUGGGACCUCCUUUCUCUACACCGACUCCGUCGGCGGAAGGUUCAACACCCUCUCUGAACGUGGACCUCUCGGACAUAUAUGUGAAGCUGGAUGAGCUAGCCUUACUUUACAAGACUAGAAACACCCCGUUGAGCCCCACUGUAGGAAGCCCCCGCGAAAAUGCGGAAACUCCAGAGAAGCUAGCACAUGAACUGUUAGAUGACAAGCUGAAAGCCGUCCUGGAUUACCUGAACGCGGAUGAAGAACAAAAAAAAGUGCAGCUCGCACAGCAGGCCGACAGUGUCCGCUACCUGAACGAACUAAACUCGUGGCUGGACGCGUUUGUCAAUCAAGGCACCACGCAGAUACAGGCUGUCGCAACUGGUGUUGAACAAAUUUGUAAUCAACUGGGUAUCAGCACAUCCGAAGAACUUCGAAGCACCAACCUGAGUGGACAGGUGCAACAACUGCUAGAAGCGGCGCGGAGUCAGGUGUACAAUGAAGAUGAUUUACGAUCAACAGUCCAUGAGUUGAUCCAGGUCGUUCAAGAACAUCUCACUCAUGGAGACGAACAACGCAAAGCACUUGUGACUGACUCGGUAAUGGAAAUUAUCAAUCGCCAAAGAGCAGACCAGGAGCAAAUGCUGCGAGCGUUGUCGAGCGAACUGACGGAGGAGAUCCGAGGGGAACGGCUGCGAUUCGUGGAAGCGAUGAAAGAGGCCACAGCAAUUAAUGUGCAAGCUCACGUUGAACAUUUCAAGGCUGAGUUGGGUCGUGAGGUUGCAGUAAUGACACAAGAUGUUGGGAGGCUGCACAAAGAGAAGCAAGCGAUCGAACAGCAAAUUGCGGACCUAUUCGCUUUCUACUCCAAGCAAAAGCAGGAAUCCGAGGUGUGUCCCGUCGAUCUUCUUUUGGCUUCAUAAUUUUUUGUUUUUGAAAUUGCAGGCCCCCUAUCGGCGUGUACCUCCAAGGCCUUUAGGUCAUCAAAAUGUUCAGAAUAUAGCUGGCUCGGAAUUACCACAACGACGUCCGUUACCCAGCCCUGAAAACCACGGUGUUGAUGAUAUUAAGUUUCAGAGGCGUGAUCCUCGGACUAGAACCAGAGCUGAG